AAGUUUUAUGCUUAUUGCUAGAUCCUAGUUCCAUGAAAUUCGUAGAAGGUUAAGUUUACCACUUGUUUAUCUCAUUCUCUAGUGUUAUGAUUAUUAAUUAUAAAUCUUUAUAAUUUUUUUUUAAUUACUAGUAAUAAUAUUCGUUAUUAAACUAAUUGUGUUGAUACAAGAAAGGCUUAGAAUAAUUAAUACAAAAAAAUAUUUAAAAAGUUUCUAUUUUCGUAUAAAAUAACGAACAGAAAAAUGUCGGAAUCUGAGAUGUCUUCAACAAUUCGAUCACCUAAUGAAAGAAAAAAAGUUUUAUGGAAAACUUUGUCCUGCGCAUUGUCUCUUCAAGAAAGAAAUGAACACUUGGAUGUAAAUGAUCUUAGAACUUUGGAAGAAGUUAUGAAGGAAGGAAAUACCGCUGUUCUGGAAACAACGGUCUAUGAAAAAAUGAAGAAUCAGGAGGAAAUAUUUUUUGAUUCCAAAGCAAUCAAUAUAUCGUCUAAAAUUUUAACCCAAUGUACUAAAUCUUUAACACAAAAUAUCAGUUCAUACAAUCCCAUAGAUUUUUCUACUAAAAUCUUACACCACAUGCUUAAACUCCCAGAUACGUUAUUAGAAAAUCAAGAUUGGUCUGUUUUAGAAACAGAAAUAACUAAACAUAUUAAAAGAGUACCUGACUAUACAACUUUGCUAGGUUCAUUAGCACCGUUAGAAAAAAAAGUAGUUCAUAGAAAAGUAAUGGUUAACAAAGUUCAAGCUGUGAUGAAAUCACCAGAAAACGUGGUACUUGCUAACAAGGAUGAGGAAAGCAUAGAGGAAACGGUAGAUAAAAUAAAGAAAUUUAUAAAAUAUUAUUACAAAAAUAAUGAAAAACCGUUGGACUUUUUUGGCUUAAUUUUACAUCCAAAUGAUUUUGGUAAAACGAUAGAAAAUAUGUUAUAUGUUUCGUUUCUUGUUAGAGAUGGUAUCAUUAAAUUAGUUAAAGAUGAUAGAGGAAUACUUGUAAUUCAACUUUGUUCCAAAGAAAUGAUAUUACAAAGGAAACAGGCUGGUACACAUGUGAAUAUUCAAAAUGUCAUGUCUAUAAAUAUGGAGCAGUGGAAAGUUCUAAAAGAUGUAUACAAAUUAGAAAGGCCUAUAUUAGAUUUCAAAUACUAAGUUAAUUUUCAUACUCAAAGCACUUACAAAUUCCUACAGUGUUUUUAUAACAAUCAAAUGUGUUGCAUUAUUGUAAAUAAAUAUUUUUAUAUAUUUUUGUAUUACAUAAAAAUAAAAUGAAAAGAAAAAAAUUAAUGAACAAAUUAUGAGUUGUCUCAUAGUUUUGUUCAAAGUUAUCUUACAAGGGUUUAUUAUUUUUAAAUCGUUUUUAUUUAUAUCUAACAUAUACUAUAAAAUUGUAUAUGUUAUCGACAAUACGAUCACUGCGAUUAAGUAUAAAUGAGGAAAUUUUAAAAAAACGAAAUUUACAUUGGCGCGAAUUGUAUAAAAUUUCUGUUUACUUAUUACGUUCAUUAAAGUUUAACAAUUUUGUAAAUGUGAAGUUUUA
Polistes canadensis is the source of this 1534-nucleotide messenger RNA. RefSeq names its product non-structural maintenance of chromosomes element 4 homolog A (gene Nse4). The coding region runs from base 244 to 1146 and encodes 300 amino acids. The record is from RefSeq and is a predicted model, not a curated record. Gene Ontology annotation, biological process: DNA repair. The transcript has 8 exons. Gene Ontology annotation, cellular component: Smc5-Smc6 complex; nucleus. NCBI's taxonomy places the organism in Eukaryota, Metazoa, Arthropoda, Insecta, Hymenoptera, Vespidae.